UUUCAACGACCUCACACUAUUGAUGACGAUGAUGUCGCGAUUUCUCGUCCGAGCUUGUGUUGCCCUGGUGGCGCUCUUGACCGCCGCCACCGCUACGCCCAAUGCCGCCGCGGUAUCCGCUAUCUCUGCCGAGACCUUGAACGCCCACUUCAAGCCCGCCGUGCCCUUUCACAUUGAGUCCGCGACGCAGGUCCACGCGGAAGAUGCCAAGUCCCAAUGGCGGGUGACAUCCAACAAAGGGGCGUUUGACAUCGACGUGCAAGAAGACGCCAGCACCAACGUCCUGUCGCUCCUCACGGUCUACCAUAUUGACGUCGACGGCACCAAGACCUUGAUCUACGAGCCCAAGGGCCUCCCUACGACUUGGCUCCUUGGUGCUGGCCUUGCUUUGGUUCUCGUGGGUGUCGUGGUCUUGACGUCGUCGCGGCCUUCCUCGAUUGCGCGAGCUCCCACAGCCGCACCACCAUCGUCGCCCAAGGGAAGCGCGGGCGCGACGACAGCCGCACUGCGUCGCCGUCGUUCCAAGUUGGAUUAGUUGGCGAAGAAUACAUGGACUGUAAUCCAUGCAGUGCCAGUAUGUAGGCGGUGUUAACAUGAAUGCCUUUACUGUUAUUACCAG
Aphanomyces astaci is the source of this 619-nucleotide messenger RNA. RefSeq lists its product as hypothetical. NCBI's taxonomy places the organism in Eukaryota, Oomycota, Saprolegniomycetes, Saprolegniales, Verrucalvaceae. The transcript has a single exon. The record is from RefSeq and is a predicted model, not a curated record. Bases 23 to 535 code for a protein of 170 amino acids.